Molecule: messenger RNA, 4252 nt
Organism: Argiope bruennichi
Lineage: Eukaryota; Metazoa; Arthropoda; Arachnida; Araneae; Araneidae
Exons: 18
Coding region: 173-2839 (888 amino acids)
Source: RefSeq, a predicted model, not a curated record
CAUCUGGCAUCAUUUUCUGAAAUAAAUCUGACAGAGAAAACAGAAACAACGGUUUUCUCCAUUGUUUGAUGUGAACAAAUCUUAAUGGAUUGAGAUUUUAUUGCGGAGGGAACUUAUAAGUUCGCGAAUUAUUAAAUUUUAGAAAUAUAGGGCAUUCAUCUAUAAUUUUACCAUGCUUAAUAACAAGAAAAGUCAGGCAAUUUUGCAAUGGUUCAAUUCUUUAACAACAAAAGGAGAUGUUAACUCAUUGGUACAAUUUUCAGAUGGAUCCCAUUUUCUUGAUAUUGUUGUUUCUCUGGAAGAAAUUAUUCCCAGGGAAAAUAAUUCAACGUCUACAACUAUUUGUGAAGGCAUUGCCAGCAAUGAAGACAAUACAUCUGUCGAAGAGGGGGCAGAGAAAGAGAAAACAGAAACAUCAGUUUCUGAAAGUGAGAAUGAUGGUCCUUUUGUUAAUAAAGAAGCUGAUAUACAAAAAAAAUAUGAUGUCAUUAGAAAGUUUAUUGAUGAUUUCUACCAUAUAGAGAGUUCCUCAUUAAUUAGUUAUGACGAGUGUCAGAAUGGCAAGGAAUUGGAAUUGGCCAAAGUUGCUGUCUUUCUUCUCACUGCUAUGGUGCAAACUUUAUUAUGUGUUGAAAAUGAAACAGUUUUUAAUGCAGCCUUAUUGGAACCCGAAAUUCAAGUGAAUAUUCAUGAAUGUAUGUCCUAUAUAUUUGAUAAUAAAGAUUCGGAAGAAAAUCAGUUCAAAAAGGCAGAAUUGCACAGAAUUCUCAGUCGACCUGCGAGUUUCAAAGCUACUCCUGUUAGGAGGCGACCUUCUAGAAGUACUUCAGAUCCAAGUGAUUUUUCAGAGGAUGUUAAAAAUUUUUCUAAAAAACGAAGGGAAAGAACAUCUGCAGUUAUGUACGAAGACCUUCAAGAUUCUCCUUUGAGAAACCUUCUGGAAUCACCAAAAAUUAAAUACACAACUGCUAUGUUCAGAAAGGAUUCAGAAUUGACAAAAUUAAGAAAUGCCUUUCUUAAUGAAGAAAAUAAAGUCAUGGAUUUAACUGCAGAAAAAAGAACUCUUAAUGAAGAGCUAGAAAAGAGAAAUAAAGAGAUUGAAUUUUACAAAAAAGAGCUUGAAUCGCAACGUGAAGCAUUUUGCGAGAAAGAAGAACAAGAGAGAUUGAAAACUGAGGAAUUAAAAGACAAAGAGAUGGAAGAAAAAAGACUUAAAAAGCGCCUUGAAGCUCAGGAAGAAGAAAUUAAACAAUUAUUGCAAAAUAUUGAAACUCUACAAAUGAAAGUAGAAGAAGCUGAGAAAAAGCAAAAACAAGAUAAGACAGCUUCUCUUAUUAAAGAAAAUAGCGAUUUGAAGGAUAAAAUUGGAACAUUGGAAUUAGACAGUGAAAGAAAAGUUGAGGAAAUCAAUGCUUUGAAUGAAAAGAUUGCAAACUUAGAAAAUGAUCUAAAUAAGUAUCAACAGAUGUACCAAGAGUAUUCUGCUUCUAACAACAAAGAGGAAUUGACAGCAGGAAGUCCAAAUGUACCUGAAACACUUAGUGCUAUUAUUUAUACAGAUGAGCUGAUUUCUAAAGAAACAUUAGAGAGAAAGGAUCAAGUAUUGAAGGAAGAUGUCGAAGAAGAUAGAAUUAAACAAAUUUUGAAGUUGAAGACCCGUAAUGCUGAUUUAAUAAAAGAUAUUCAGGAUUUGAAAGCUGAACUCGUUAUUAUUAAAGAAAAAUACGUUAAGAUUCAACAACUUGUAAAGAAGAAAGAUGCUGAUGCUAAGAAACUUCUAAUGGUAGUUGCCAAGAUACCAGGAGGACUGACAAAAAUCAGGGAAUUUAAAAAUAGACAGAGAGAACUGGGAGAAAGCAGAUAUCAGAACUUUAUCAGACAAAGCAAAGAGGAAAUUACUAAGAAAUGUGAAGAAUGUGAAAUAGCACAAAAAAGUAUCAAAGAUCUAUCUAAAGAACUGGAGGAAUUCAAACAUAUUUUAUUUAGAUUCCAAUUAAAUAAUCAUGAACUUAAAAAGAUGGAAAGAAAUGCAAAAUUAGAGAACGGAGAAUUAAGAAAAAAGAUUGAAGAAUUGGAACAAGAAUUGUGGUUAGAAAGAUCGUCUUUGUCAGAAAAUACUGCUGACCGAGAUAUUGCAAUUGCACAUUAUAUGUUUAAAAAGAAACAGGAGCUUCCUAAGAAAUCAAAAGAUAAAGAACUAAAAAUAAAAAGAAAAGAACAAAAGAAUUCAUCAGAACUUGCAAAAAAAAUUUCACUGAAUGCAGAUGAUGAACAGUCAACAUCAAAUUCUCUGCUGGCUAGUGGUAGCAUGCAUAACCGUUUCUUUCAAACUGCGGAUGAAGAGGAUUUCUUAAGUGAGAGCAGCCUUGCUGAUAUCUACAAUAUCAACAUCCUAGAUGAUGCAAAUGGAGAAAACCGCUUGGAGGAGUUACGUCGAAGGAACACUCUUUGUCCACCUCAUCUUCAGUCCUCUUAUCCUUUAGAAAUUCAAGACAUGACUCCUAGUGAGAAAAAGUAUUAUGUUCCUAAAGAGACUUCUUUCAAUCCUGGUAGAAACCAAGAGGAUAUAGUGCCCCCCAAAAAUUCAAGAGACCUGGAAGCUGAUUAUGAGGAUGCAGAUGAUUCCAAUACAUUCCCAAUGAAAAAGCGUAAGGUUGCUGAAACAAUGAGCAAACCUGUACCUGUACCUGUUUCCAAGACAUCAUCUAGUGUUGCUAAAGCUAAAUCCUCUACUCCAUUGAAACAGGUAUCUUCCUUUGUCAGAAGACAAACAAAUUUCAAAACACCUGUUAGUAUUCAUCAGCUUAUGGGCAUGCGUCGCAAGAAAAAGAUACCCUGAGAUCAAUAUGACUGUAUUCAUUUUUAUGCUGUGAAAAAAUAUAAUUCAGUUUUAAUAUUUUAGCAUUUAUUCAUAAGAAUGAAAUGGUGUCUUAAUUUUAUCUUUUUUCUCAUACAUUCAAUUCUAAUUUUCAUAGAAAUUUGAAUGUAAUGAUCAUUUGUAAAGUUUGUUGAGAACAAUUUUUAUAUGCAUUCUUACUUAUUGAAUUAAUUGAAAAUAUCAUUGUUUAUUUCAUUAUAUAGUUUAAUGAAAAUAAUUAUGUAAUUUCUGUUUAAAAGAAUGUGAAUACUUAUCUGUGCUAUCUUCCUGUGUUUCAUGUGUCAGAUAUGAAUAUACUUGGAUUAUCUGCUUCCUUUUGGAUUAUUGUAUAUUUUGUCAUGGUAAUUCUGUAAACACAUUGUAUUAAUGCUUAGUCUUCAUUUUAAAGCAGUCUCUUUUUAUCUGCUAUUACUGUUACCUUAUGUAUAGGGAUAUAUGUCUGCAUUUAUAUCUGUUUUUCAUGCAUAUCAGAAUUUAAAGUAGUCACAACUAACAGAUCAAUUAUUUAGGUCUGUACAUUCAAUUCUAAGUGUGUGUGUGUGUUUUUUAUUGGUAAAGACAAAAUAAUUGUUUAUUGAAAAAAGUUAGCUGGAUCAUUAUUGUAGGAAAAGCAUCAUAAAUCUUGUAUUUUUGAGGAGAGGGGAUGUUUCAGUAGAAGUUAAUCUUUUGUUUCAUACACCAUAAUAUCUGAUACACUUAGUUUUUUUUAAUUACAACUUUUUUUUUUCUCCUGUCAUUAUAAAACAAUUGGACAAAAAACACAAAGUUCAAGCUCCUAAACAUACAAAGGAAAUUGUCGACUACACUACUAUGGUAGUUAUUGAUUUGCAAUUAAUGUUUAUUGGGUGUCCCGUAGCUAUUCCAUUAUGUGUACAUUGACUUUAAUGUCCGCUUAACAGUUGAUCCAUCUAAUGAAAAGUAAAUUUAUAAAAGGGUUUUUAAUUAAUCUGGAAACUAAAUGUUUAGAUAAUGAUAUUAAAUUGUAUUGCUUUGUAUUAUUAUCUUUCUGGUAUUCUAAUUCAAUUUUCAAAUAGAAUAAAAAAUUAAUAUGACAGUUUGAUGAAAUUUUUAACUACUUUCUUUUAUAUUUAUUGUACAUGAAUUCUUAAAUGCUUUUACUUAAAAAAAAUCAAAUUGAUUUUUUAUCAUCAUAGUUGUCUGUGAACUUACCAUAUUUAAUAAGAAAGAAAGCAGAUCUACCGAAGCUUCUUCAAUUUAAUGAAUGUGUCAUAUUUUAUAUAUGAAUUGAGUAAUUUUCGUUUUGUAGCCACUUCAGUGUAAUAAUUUCUACUAACAAUAAAGGUGAAUGUAUGUGUUUCUAUAUGUGUGUAUUGGGAAUCUACAGAUAGUUACACCUGUAAUCAGAUUUAGUAC